AUGUCCGGGAAGAACGAGCAGCCCAAUGAGGCCGAGAAGAACAUUGAGAUCUGGAAGGUCAAGAAGCUCAUCAAGCGUCUCGAGGCCGCCCGCGGAAAUGGCACAUCCAUGAUUUCGCUCAUCAUCCCCCCCAAGGACCAGAUCUCGCGCGCCGCCAAAAUGUUGGCUGAAGAGUUUGGCACUGCCUCCAACAUCAAGUCCCGCGUCAACCGUCUCUCUGUCCUGUCCGCCAUCACAUCGACCCAGCAGCGUCUGAAGCUCUACUCAAAGGUCCCUCCCAAUGGCCUCGUUGUCUACUGCGGUGAAAUCAUCACCGCCGAAGGCAAGGAGCGCAAGAUCAACAUUGACUUUGAGCCCUUCAAGCCCAUCAACACCUCGCUAUACCUGUGUGACAACAAGUUCCAUACCGAGGCCCUGAGCGAACUGCUCGAGUCUGACCAAAAGUUUGGUUUCAUCAUCAUGGACGGAAACGGUGCUCUUUUCGGCACUCUGUCAGGAAACACGCGUGAAAUUGUCCACAAGUUCUCGGUCGACCUUCCUAAGAAGCACGGUCGUGGUGGUCAGUCCGCUCUGCGUUUCGCCCGUCUGCGUGAAGAAAAGCGCCAUAACUACGUCCGCAAGGUCGCCGAAUUGGCUGUCCAGAACUUCAUCACCGCCGACAAGGUCAACGUUGCUGGGAUCAUUCUCGCUGGUUCUGCCGACUUCAAGAACGACCUCAACCAGUCGGACCUCUUCGACAACCGUCUGCAGUCCAAGGUCAUCAAGGUUGUCGAUGUGUCCUACGGAGGCGAAAACGGUUUCAACCAGGCCAUUGAACUUGCAGGCGAGACUCUGAGCAACGUCAAGUUCAUUCAAGAAAAGAAGCUCAUCAACGAGUACUUUGACCACAUCUCCAAGGACUCUGGAAAGGUCUGCUACGGUAUCGACGAUACCUUGAAGGCCCUUGAGGCUGGUGCGGCCGAGACUCUGAUUGUCUUUGAAAACUUGGAAAUCACUCGAUGGGUUCUUAAAAGCUCUGCCGGUUCCGAGAUUAUUCUCCACACUACAAAGCUCCAAGAAGAAGACCGAAGCAUCUUCAUGGACAAGGAAACCGGACAAGAGAUGGAAGUCAUUGAUCAGGGUUCCAUGCUCGAGUGGCUUGCCGAAAAGUACCGCGACUUUGGUGCCAACCUCGAAUUCGUCUCGGACCGUUCUUCCGAGGGUAACCAGUUCGUCAAGGGCUUUGGUGGUAUCGGUGCCAUCCUGCGUUAUGCCCUCAACUUUGAACAGCUUGCCGAGGUCGACGACGAUGAAGACGAGUUCUACGAUGAUUGA
Molecule: messenger RNA, 1314 nt
Organism: Bipolaris maydis ATCC 48331
Lineage: Eukaryota; Fungi; Ascomycota; Dothideomycetes; Pleosporales; Pleosporaceae
Product: peptide chain release factor eRF1/aRF1
Biological process (GO): cytoplasmic translational termination
Cellular component (GO): cytosol; translation release factor complex
Molecular function (GO): translation release factor activity, codon specific; sequence-specific mRNA binding
Source: RefSeq, a predicted model, not a curated record